Impatiens glandulifera is the source of this 561-nucleotide messenger RNA. RefSeq names its product NADH dehydrogenase [ubiquinone] 1 beta subcomplex subunit 7. The transcript has a single exon. Gene Ontology annotation, cellular component: mitochondrion. Lineage: Eukaryota; Viridiplantae; Streptophyta; Magnoliopsida; Ericales; Balsaminaceae. The record is from RefSeq and is a predicted model, not a curated record. Bases 62 to 370 code for a protein of 102 amino acids.
UCUAACAGUGAAAUUCCAUAGAGAGAGAACGAGACAUUGGAAUUGAGAAGCAAGAGAGAAGAUGGAAGUGCCAGGUUCAUCGAAGAAGAUGAUUGCGACUCAGGCGGAGAUGGCAGAAGCGAAGGUCCCUCUUGCUUAUAGAGACCAGUGUGCCCAUCUUCUCAUCCCUCUUAAUAAGUGCAGGCAAGCAGAGUUCUACCUUCCUUGGAAGUGCGAGAACGAGCGUCACACCUACGAGAAGUGCGAAUACGAGCUUGUCAUGGAAAGGAUGCUCCAGAUGCAGAAGAUCCGUGAAAAAGAGGCUAAACUCAAGCAGACCCAGACACAGGGCGGCUCAAUCCCCUUGAUCCCCAAAACUGCGAAUAUUUAGUUCCGCAGUAUCUCCCUUCAGGUUCAAUAAGAAUUCUUCGUUUUCAUCAACCAAAUUGGACAAAAUUUGCUGAUUUUCUCUUUUUUUUCUUUUAUGAAUUUGUAUUUACUGAAUAAACCAUAUAAUGUCAAGUGUAUGGUUUGAUGAAUCUUUCUGAUGCUUGAAGCAAACCCUUUUCUUGUUUCUGUGAU